CACUCACUGACCUGCAUUAAUGCGCACACGCAGUUCUCCUAUUUCGUCGACUAUCUACUAUCCAGCACUGGUCACUGUGCAAGAAGAGCUUAAUACGACGGCAACAGCUGUCAAUGCCAGUCUUUCCAUAUUCACCUUUUUUACAGCCUUCUUUCCGCUCAUGUGGGCAAGCUUUGGUGACAUCUAUGGCCGGCGUAACAUUUAUUUGAUUUCGUUCUCCAUUUAUGUGGUUGGCAGUAUUGGAUGCGCUCUGUCUGUCAACAUCGGCAUGCUGAUUGCCUUCCGUGCCUUUAGCGCUAUUGGAUCCUCAUCGGUUAUGUCACUAGGAGCUGGUACUAUCAGUGAUAUUUACCACCCUCAUGAACGUGGUCGCGCUUUUUCAUGGUAUACCAUUGGACCUCUUCUUGGACCUGCUCUAGGACCAAUUAUAGGUGGAUAUCUCAAUGAAGGUUUGGGCUGGCGUAGUACAUUUUGGUUCUUGGUGAUUUUCUCGUUCCUGCUGCUGUGUGGUAUCUUCUUCUUGCUGCCUGAAACAUUCAGACCCGCACCACCUCCAGAGAAAUUACCUACCACCAAUGAAAAGGAAAAAACAGAAGUUGAAUCGGCUCCUACGCAAAAGAAGCGCCGUGUCAAUCCAUUGCAAGCAUUGGAUAUCUUGAGAUACAAAAACAUCCAACUGGUUGUCACCUUUGUGGCCUUCACAUUUAUGUUCUUCUAUCUGGUCAACACUACAUUCACUCGUACUUAUACACUGCAAUACGGACUUUCCAGUGGCAUUGUUGGACUAUGCUAUUUCCCUCAAGCCAUUGGGGCGAUGUCAGGCGGCCUUUUCGGUGGUCGUUAUUCAGACAAACUUUAUCGUUCCAGAGUGGCCAAAGCCAAUGGCGAAAGCUGGCCUGAACAGAGAUUGGGCGGCUGGGUUAUGUGGACCUCCAUUGCUGUUGAAGGUCUUGCUUUCAUUGCUUACGGCUGGUGCAUUAAAAUGAACGUUCAUUUUGCAUGGGGGCUUGUUUGUCAAUUUUUCCUCGGUUUUGCCUUGAUGAUUCCCAAUGUCGCCAUUACGGCUUAUCUUGUGGAUUGCUUCCGUACUCGUGGAGCCUCAGCAACAGCCUGCAACAACUUUGUUCGAUACCUUAUGGCGGGAAUCGGUGCCUUGAUUGCAUCCGCUAUUGACGAUGCCUUGGGCGACGGCGUUCUUUAUACCAUUUGCGGCGGUGUGCUCUUUCUCUCGUCUGGCUUGCUCGUCAUCGUGAUAGCCAAAGGUCGAGAAUGGGGUAAACUUCGAGAAGGACAAUAAGUCCCUUUUUUUUUUUUUAGCAUUUUCCAUCAUGUUAGGCAUACAUUCAUUUCCAUCGUUUUACCGGUUUCAGAUACCAUUUUUUUUUCUUUUCCAUUUUCGCA
This is a messenger RNA of Umbelopsis ramanniana AG, 1401 nucleotides long. RefSeq lists its product as uncharacterized. Bases 20 to 1297 code for a protein of 425 amino acids. Gene Ontology annotation, biological process: transmembrane transport. The transcript has 9 exons. Lineage: Eukaryota; Fungi; Mucoromycota; Umbelopsidomycetes; Umbelopsidales; Umbelopsidaceae. The record is from RefSeq and is a predicted model, not a curated record. Gene Ontology annotation, molecular function: transmembrane transporter activity.